GUCAUCACGUGACGCUGUCACUGGAUUUUAUGGAGGGGGCUAAGUGAGUGUAUGGUUCGAGGGCAGUAGAGGUCAGCAUUGCAUGCUAGACUGCACAAACUGAAGCGUGAAUUGUUGUGGCAACUGUGUGUCUGAACGCCGCGGCUCCGAUGAAGACCAGACUGCGCUGUUUGUGCUCGCUCCAGCGCGUCUCCCGCAGACAGGAGCAGGUUUCUUCACCACAUCAGAUGCGCAUUGCGCUCGGCGGCGGAGUGAAUUGCCUUUGACUGCGGACUCUCCUGCCGUGAGUUCAACAUCGAGAGUGACUUAUACAGCCUUGAAUGCGGCGUUCAAGUAUGAAUCCAGGUCGGAGUUCUGCUGCGCCACCACUUGACUGCGGGGCGAUGCUUCAGGUUCGGAUCGUUCCUCUGCGAAGACAGUGAAACUGGGAAACCAAAUGGACAAUAUUCAGCGCGAAACGUGAAAUCUCGGGGGGGAGGGAUAUGAGUGACCACACGGGAGGCGAGAAGGAGCAAACCACCGGGACGCAGGCGACCUUGCGGUUGCGGCGGAAGAGCGAGCGUCUCUCCGGACAGAAGAGCAGCGUGUGCUCUCGGUCUUACUUCGUAGUGGUGAUGGUGUUUUUCCACCUUUACAUCAUCAACGUGAUCGCGCUGCUGUUCUACGUGCACUACAGCAACGGACAGGAGGAUGUCGGCCGGGGUCCGGACCCCCCCGGCUACCAGCCCGACCCUGAAUAUCGCCGACCUCCACCCACGCCCGAUCCCCCGCGUGACGUUUCUCUCAUCCGCGUGGAGGGCAUCAGGGUGGGGCAUGUGCAGAAGAUUUCUCUGGUGCCAGAUCAAGUGCAUGAGAUGAAAACCCUGAGUCUGAAGCCGCUGCUGUUCGAGAUCCCAGACUUCCUGUCGGACGAUGAGUGCCGUGUUGUGAUGCAGCUGGCGCAGCUGAAAGGUCUGAUGGAGAGUCAGCUAAUGGUGCAGGACGAUCAGGAAGACCUGGUGAAGGAGCUCAAUCUUAGCCCGGAGGAAAUCUUCAACCUCCUUGAUAUCAACCAGGAUGGACAGUUGCAGCUGCACGAGAUCCUGACUCAUUCUCGAGUGAGGGACGGAAUCUGGCUCACACCUGAAAACCUGCGGGAAAUCUAUGUUGGUCUGAAUGCGGACAAAGAUGGAGAUGGCUUGUUAAGUUUAGAGGAGUUCAAACUCCUGAGCAACGAUGCAUUUCAGAGGUUUCUGCAGCAGCGAGGGGUAAAGAGAAGUCAGCUGGUGAGGAACAGCAGACACACCUGGCUCUACCAGGGUCAUGGGGCGCACCAGGUCCUACAAGACAUUAAAACAAGGGUGACAAAACUUACAAGGCUUCCAGCGACCUUGGUGGAUCUCAGUGAGCCGCUCCAAGUGGUCCGGUAUGAGGAGGGCGGUCACUACCACGCCCACCAUGACAGUGGUCCGGUAUAUCCUGAGACCGCCUGUACACAUACGCGAAUAGCAGCCAACGUGUCCACGCCGUUUGAAACAUCCUGCAGGUACAUCACUGUUCUCUUCUACCUGAACUCUGUUGAGGGGGGCGGGGAGACCGCAUUCCCUGUGGCAGACAACAGGACCUAUGAUGAAGUGUCUCUGAUACAGAAUGAUGUCGACCUCAUGGACACACGGAGACACUGCGACAAAAGUAAUCUGAGGGUGAAACCAACCAAAGGGACCGCCGUCUUCUGGUACAACUACCUGUCAGACGGAAAAGGUUGGGUUGGAGAACAGGAUGAUUACGCGCUACAUGGGGGCUGCGUUGUGACACAUGGAACUAAAUGGGUCGCCAAUAAAUGGAUCAACAUUGAUCCUGACUACCAGCGACAGGCCCGCUACCAGCAAUUGGUGUCACAACAGCCCGAUGAAGAGGAGGAUGAUGAUGAUAAAGAUGCAGCUCAGCACUCCGACAUGCACAUUUCCAAUGUUCAUAUGGACCUGUAGCUCCUGAAUUUCUCUCUUCCAGUCCAGUGAACAAUGUCUUAUAAUGCGGUCAGCGUCGCCAGUGUGUUAAGAUGCAACUUAUUCAGGGAAUGGUGUCGCACUGGGUUUAUGCAAAGUUUUGUCCGUUUUAGAUUCUUCUCAACUCUUUGGAAUGUUGCACAAUGUCAGUGUUGAAUGGGUUGACAACCUCUCUUGCACGAGUUAGCUGCAGCCCUAUGAUGUUUGUUCCGUGAUAAAACACAACUGCACCCGAAGUCAGCUCAUGGCCACAUUUCUGUCAAAUUUGUUCUUGAUGUCAUGACCAAAAAGAGUUUACACGAAGAGUGUGACGCAUGUUGUGUUGUCUCUAUUCCUUAGAAUUACUGUAGAUGUCUGGCUAGUUGUUUGGGAAACAAAACAACAAAUGGAUUGAGUACAGUUGAAAAAUUACAUAUAUUUACUAGGUUAUUGUUUCUGUUUUCAUUAUUUACUGUCUUGAAAUUGCACUGUAUUUAUUUUUCUAUAUUAAAUAAAAUUUAAAAUGAGUGUUCGCCAGCAGUCCUCCAUGGUCAAACUAGUUCAUUUUUAUUAACCAAGCCUUCUAUUGAAUUAAAUGACCUUUUCAAGGAAAAUAAAUAUACAUGUGUAUGAAGUAACAACAACCAAAAAUAGUGAAAAAGUGAAUUUAAUAAUUAGUGUAAAUCCCGGACUACAUCGCACUGGAAUAAUAGCCCCACCCACUAUUAAAGAAAAUAGAUGUUCACACGGUCUAUAAGCCACGGGUGCAGUGGUGCUGUCUGCUCCGUAGAAAAGU
Molecule: messenger RNA, 2760 nt
Organism: Synchiropus splendidus (mandarinfish)
Lineage: Eukaryota; Metazoa; Chordata; Actinopteri; Syngnathiformes; Callionymidae
Gene: p4htmb
Product: prolyl 4-hydroxylase, transmembrane b
Exons: 9
Coding region: 483-1967 (494 amino acids)
Biological process (GO): peptidyl-proline hydroxylation to 4-hydroxy-L-proline
Cellular component (GO): endoplasmic reticulum
Molecular function (GO): calcium ion binding; iron ion binding; L-ascorbic acid binding
Source: RefSeq, a predicted model, not a curated record